AUGGAACCCGGUGACGCCUUCGAAAACGAAAUGCAGCGAGAAAAAGGAAAACCUGAAUUGAAUCAAAUGCAUCGAGAAAAAGGGAAACCUGAAUUGAAUCAAACGCAUCGAGAAAAAGGAAAACCCGAAUUGAAUCAAAAUACACACCACCAUGAAAAGUAUGAAAAGAAAGCUCCUAAAAACCCGUCUGAUGUUGCUAAACUUUCGACCAAAAAAUUGAAGGGAAUGUACGAAAAGUCUAGAUUAGAUCAGAUUUCACCAACCUAUAUCUUGAUAGUCGUAUUGGCCAUCACGAUCUUUUGGUUGAGGUAUCAAGGUUGGUUUGAAUUUUGGAGUAUCAAGAAAUUAUUUGACCCUCAUGGCACUGAUAAGAAUCAUGGAGUGAUGGAUUUCGAUGGUACGGGGGCUUUAUAG
Molecule: messenger RNA, 414 nt
Organism: Acaulospora morrowiae
Lineage: Eukaryota; Fungi; Glomeromycota; Glomeromycetes; Diversisporales; Acaulosporaceae
Source: the annotation of a GenBank genome assembly